Messenger RNA from Paramecium sonneborni, 611 nucleotides. NCBI's taxonomy places the organism in Eukaryota, Ciliophora, Oligohymenophorea, Peniculida, Parameciidae. The record is from the annotation of a GenBank genome assembly.
AUUAAUUUAAAAUGUAAUAAAGAAAAAGAAAAUGCUCUACUCUUUUUAAACGAGUAAAAGAACGGUCAGUUUAGAUGGCUGUAGAAAAGGUUGAAGAAUGGAGGAAGCUAUUCGAAAAUGGCAAAUAUGAUAAUUCAGGAAAUUUAAAAAAACUAACACUCCAAUAAGCGGCUGAAGAAGUUGGAAUUCCUAAAAAAACCUUGGAAGAUUAUCAUUAACUAAUAAAGUAUUUUAUUAUUUAAAUAUGUAGAAAAGCUAAAGAAAUCUAUCCAAUAGAAUAGUUAUAUGAUCAAAAAAUGGGUUACUUGAGAAAGCUCAUUAAAUAGAAAUAAAAAUUUAAAUAAAAUUCUAUAGAAAUAGAAUCUGAAGAUGAGAAUGAAUAUGAUAGUGAUGAUGAUGAAGAUGGAUAAUUUUAAACAUAACAAAAAGACUUUGAUAUAGAGAGGUACUUUGCCCUUGAUGAUGAUCUUCAUUAUUAUGAUCAAAAUUCUCUUGUAAUGAUAGUUCAAAUACCUUAAAUUAUAGAGAUUAGUUAGAAGGAAACUUAUAAUUUUAAAAAAUAUACAGAGAAUUAUGAUUCUAAUUAAGAAACAGAAGAUGAGGAUUUCUGA